AUGCUGCAGCGAAAUCCGAAGAUGCAAUUACUGACAGAACAAAUCGGAGUUGCUUACUAUGUUUCAGGAAACAUCAAAACUAAGGCUGUGUUAGAUGUGGAGUCGAAGAGAGGAUACUGGCUGACAGUGUAUGCACAGGAUCACGGGGUGGUACCUCUGAGCUCGAGUUUGCAGGUGUACGUGGAGGUGCUCGACGAGAACGACAACACCCCGUUGACCGAAGUCCCAGUGUACUAUCCGUCUGUGCCGGAGAAUUCACCGGCCGGCGUGAACGUUCUACAGAUCCGGGCGUUCGAUCGCGACGUCUCGCCUCAACAAUUCACCUUUUCCAUCACCAGCGGCAAUCCGGAGGGUUAUUUUCUCAUCAACUCCACCACCGGCUUAAUCACGACCAGCGGACGGAAGCUCGAUCGGGAGAACCAGGCAGAGCACGUUCUGGAGGUAACAGUGAGAGAUGACGGAAGGCCGUCUUUGUUCUCGACGACUCGCGUCGUAAUAGCAGUAGCAGACAUAAACGACCAUGGACCAGAAUUCGAGCAAAAGUUCUAUACCGUUCAGAUUCCAGCCUCUCCAUCCACCGACAAACCUCUAUUCCAGGUACUCGCGAACGAUAAAGACAUCGGUGAUAACGGGAAAAUCCAGUACAGUAUCAAAGGUGGCCGAGGCAAGGGGAAGUUUAAAAUCCACCCCACCACGGGAAUGGUGUACUCCCAACGUGACUUUGAAGCUGGACAGGAAUACGAGAUGAUGAUAAGAGCCGCCGACAGUGGAGAACCGCAGCGAAGUCAUCAAACACGAGUGUCCGUGCAAGUCAUCGAGGUUCCGAAGGAAUCAGAGAAUCCGCCAGUCUUCAAGACGAAGAACCAAAGCGUCGAGGUCACAGAGAGCGACGAAGUAAGGUUCCUAGUGGCGCUAGUGCAGGCCACGGACAAAGAUGGUGACUCGCUGUGGUAUGACAUCAUUGACGGUAACACACGAGACGAAUUCUUCAUUGGUCGAGACAACGGGAAUGUGCUGCUGGCAAAGAAACUUGAUUGGGAAACGCAGAACUUCUACAACCUGACUAUUCGUGUGACAGAUAGCGUGCAAACGGCUGUGACGCAACUGCUGGUUACUGUGAUCGACAUCAAUGACCAUCGACCGGAAUUCACGGAGAGCGUUUAUCACGUGGACAUCUCAGAAAAUGUGGAAAAGGGCGAGAAGAUUUUACAGCUCCACGCGACCGACGAGGAUAAAGACAAGAAGGUGUUCUAUAGCCUCCACGCCGCCCAGAAUCAGGCUUCCUUGGAGAUCUUCCACGUAGAUUCAGUGUCAGGGGCCGUUACUCUGAACGAAGUUCUCGAUCGAGAGACCAUCGAAGAGCACGUACUCACCGUGAUGGUAAAGGAUCAAGGGACGCCUGCGAAGAGGAAUUACGCUAGAGUUGUAGUAACUGUACAUGACCACAAUGACCAUGCACCGGAGUUCACUAGCGAGAUCAUCCAAGGGAAAGUGUUCGAAUCUUCACCGAUUGGCGCUGCUGUGGUGCAAGUCUACGCCAUAGACAGAGACAGAGGAGAUAAUGCCAAGAUUACCUAUUCGAUUACAUCUGGAAACGUGGGUAACAUGUUCACGAUAGACCCAGAACUAGGCAUGAUUCGCGUAGCCCGAGAGUUAGACCUAAGCGUUUCUUCGGAAUAUAUACUGCUGGUGAAGGCAACGGAUCAUGGUUCUCCAGCGCUGACCAACACUAUACCCAUACACGUGAUGGUCACCAUGGCUGACAAUGCUCCACCUAGGUUUAUUCAGAAAGAACUGUCUGCUGAGAUCUAUGAGAAUCAGCAGUUAGGUACAUACGUGAAGCACGUGGAAGCUAGAAGCACAUCCUCGCUGCAGUUCGAGAUUGUCAGUGGCAACAAGGACGACACCUUCUUCAUGAACCCGAGUACAGGUAUCAUAGUGGUGAAGAACGAGCUAGACUACGAGAAGACAAAGUUUUAUAAUUUGACUGUAGCUGCAACUAAUAUGGCCGGUGCAAAAGCACACUGUAACGUGAUCGUUCAUGUCUUGGAUCGAAACGACAACGCGCCAAGGUUCCUGCAAGCUACGUAUAGUGGAGAAAUAAGCGAGGGCGCUAGUAUAGGUUCCUUGGUACUCACCAAUACCAGCACCCCAUUGGUAAUAAAGGCAGAGGAUGCUGACUCCGAAUUAAACGCACUUUUAAAUUACGACAUAGUUGAGGAUUUGCCACGAAAAUACUUCCAUAUAGACUCGAGCACUGGCGCCAUUAGAACAGUAAUGAUUUUGGAUCACGAAAGUAUUCCGAAGUUCACCUUCCACGUAAAGGUCUCCGAUCUGGGGAAACCAAAACUGUCUUCCGAUCGCAUCGCUAAGGUGAUGAUCGCGGUAACGGAUGUAAAUGACUGUCCACCGAAAUUCCUCGAAAACGACUAUAAUACCACCGUACUAUUGCCCACGUACAAAAACGUCGCCGUGAUCCAAGUGAGCGCCGUGGACCCAGACAGUUCCGAAGAGGUGCCACUCAGGUACGACAUCAUCGAUGGGAACAAAGCGCACACAUUCGAGAUAGACUCGCAGACCGGUGUGAUCACGGUGUAUAAUCCUGAACGUAUGAAGAAAAGCUAUCUGCUACGGAUCCGGGUCUCCGAUGGAAAGUACUCAAGCGUCUGCCAGGUGAACGUGAUGGUGGAGAAGUCGGAGAAUUCGGGGCUGAUGUUCCAGAAAGAUGUGUACGAGGGAACGAUUUCCGAGAACUCGACAAGGAUCACGACCGUCGUGGUCGUGAACGUUUUAGGCAGCGCGUUGAACGAGCACAUCGUCUUCAGCAUCCUGAACCCAACCGAUAUGUUUGUAAUUGGAUCCACGUCCGGCGCGAUCCGGACAACUGGGAUUAGAUUCGACCGGGAGGUUUGCGACCAUUAUGAACUGAUAGUAGAAGCGAAAAGUCAGAUGCCAGACAGGGAGAAGCCCAGGGUAGCACACGUGAUCGUGAACGUCACCAUAAUGGACAUCAAUGAUAACUGUCCAAUGUUUGUCAACUUGCCCUAUUAUGCUGUUGUGUCUGUAGAUGCACAAAAGGGUGACGUUAUCACGAAGGUACAUGCAGUUGACAUGGACAGCGGGGACAAUGGAGAGGUUAGAUACGAACUAAAGAAAGGUCAUGGAGAAUUGUUCAAGGUAUGCCGAAAAACAGGUGAAAUAUCACUGAAGCAAAAUCUGGAGGGUCACAAUCGCGAAUACCAGCUUACUAUUGCCGCAUAUGACGGAGGCAUUACACCAUGCUCCAUCGAAGUGCCAGUGAACGUAAAAGUGAUAGAUCGGUCGAUGCCAGUGUUUGACAAGCAAUUUUACACGGACAGCGUUCUGGAAAGUAUCGAGAUACAUUCGCCCCUAACUUUGUCCAUACAGGCUGAGUCACCGUUGAACCGCAAGCUCAUAUACAGUAUAACGAAAGGGAACGAUUUCGAGGAAUUCGCUCUGGAUUUCAACACAGCCCCCGACAGUAACAAUGGUCCUUGUGCAAUCUACGUCGUGGACGAGUUGGAUUACGAGCAGAAGAAGCAGUACGAGCUGACCGUCCGUGCGACGGACAGCGUAUCGGGCGUCUACGCGGAGGUGCUCGUUAGCAUCCUAGUGCUGGACGUGAACGACUGCCCGCCAGAAUUCACUCAAGACUCAUACAACAUCUCGGUCUCCGAGGCUGCGUCGUUCGGCACCUCCGUGUUGAAAGUCAGCUCCAGGGAUAAUGACACGGAUAUAAACCAGCAGGUUCGCUAUGCGAUUCAAAACGACACGGAAAACAGCACAGAUCUGUUUCACAUCGACCCAGAAGAGGGUGUAAUCUUCCUGAAGAGAUCUUUGGAUCACGAGACCCACGAAUCGCACCACUUCACCGUGAUCGCCAGUGAUCGUGGCGUGCCAAGUCUCGCGAGCACAGCCCACGUCUGGGUGACGGUGAUCGACAUGAACGACAACCCGCCCAAGUUCGAGCAGCCCUCGUACACCUGCUCGUUAUCCGAACACGCAGAACGAGGUCAAUUCGUGACGGUGGUAUCCGCAAGCGAUCCUGACUACGUGGAUGAGAAACUCACGUAUACGAUAGUCGGUGGCAACGAGCAACAAACGUACAACAUUGACCAAUCCACUGGCAUCAUUUCAUUGAUCAACAUGCAGAACUUUGGCGAGAAGAAGCUCACCUUGCUGAACGUUUCUGUCACUGACAACGUGUACACCAGCUUUGCACGUGUGAAGAUCGAGAUAUUGCCUGCUAAUAGGCACAACCCUAAGUUCCCGAAUCCUGUAGUGGAAAUAACAGUCUUCGAGAACCAGUUGCCUGGUAGAUUGGUCACCAGCGUGAUAGCCACUGACGAGGAUUUCGGUGACUAUGGAACUGUGAUAUAUUCGAUAGCUUCGGAUCUGAUGAAAGAGAUCUUUGACAUAAAUAGACUGACCGGUGAGAUCGUGACCAAAAAGGAAUUAAAUCGAGAAGAGCAGAAACUGUACGAGAUACCUGUGAUGGCUACAGAUGGGGGUGGCAGGUCAGGUUUCGUGAUGGUCAGGGUCAAAGUUGGGGACAAGAAUGACAAUUCGCCUGUGUUCCUUCUGAGAGAAUAUAAAGCUAGUAUACACGGGAAUCUGACUGUGAACACGCCGUUCUUGAAAGUAAAAGCUCAAGAUGCUGACGAGGAUGACGCUGCGAGGAUCAUUUAUUCGAUAUACGAACUACAGACUUCGGAAGCAAAAGCGUUAUUUGGAAUAAAUCCUGAUACUGGAGCGUUGUUCCUGCAGAAGAGUGCGAUUCCAUGGGAAAAUGAAUUAUUUGAGUUGUUCAUUCGCGCGGAAGACAAGGGUGGAGCUACCAUUCAUCACGCCGAUGUCCCUCUCAGCAUCUACAUAAUGGGUCCGCAAGAUAUUCCACCUCUGUUCGAGCGGAAAGAAGAUAAAUUCUUCAUAUCCGAAGCGUCUCCUAUCGGUACACCGAUAACCAGGCUGAAAACCGUGACCAACACCACGGUUACUUACAGAAUAGUUUCUGGGGACGAGGAUUCUCCACUUUUCAUGGUUGACGCUCAUGGACAGAUCACAUUAGUUAGACCUUUAGAUCGAGAGCUCAAGGAUAACCAUUUGAUCGCAGUUCUCGCUGAAACGGAUUCGAGUCCUCCUCUGACAGCUCUAGCUGAAAUAUCGCUUCAAGUGUUGGAUGAAAAUGAUCAUGCUCCUGAAUUUGAGAGUAAUCCUUACGGUAUCAGUCUAGCGGAAAAUAUAGAAGAGGGAACGCCCAUUUUGAAAAUCAUCGCGCACGACGGUGAUCUAGGAAGCAACGGGGAGGUUCGAUAUUCAUUUGGCUCGGAUAUAGGCGAGUUGGCGAAUGUUUUCACAGUGGAUGCAUACACCGGUUGGAUAUCAACACUAGUUCAGCUUGAUAAGGAGAAACAACCGGAAUAUAAGUUCCAAGUGGUCGCUACUGACAACGGGAAUCCAAAGCACUUCGCAAGAACCUCUGUACACGUGAAGCUAAAGGAUUACAAUGACAACCCACCCGCAUUCGUGGACGAUCGUUACGAAGCAGCUGUAAACGAGGACGCUUUGCCAGGAACAGUCGUAGUCAAGUUGGUCACCGUUGACAAGGAUUCGGAUGUAAAUACGCCGAUAGAAUUUUACAUAACAUCUGGUGAUCCGAGAUCCCAGUUCCAGAUUAGAUCCACCGGCGAAGUGUACGUGGCGAAGGCACUCGACCGCGAAACAACUGAUCGUUACGAACUUGAAAUAGUCGGCACCGACGGCAAAUACGUCUUCAAGACGAGAGUAACGGUACAGGUGCUCGACGUGAACGACAAUCCGCCAUAUUGCCUGAGAUAUCGUUACCGAGAGAUCCUGUCUGAAGGAUCACAUCCUGGGACUUACGUACUCACUGUCCUCGCCACUGAUUACGAUGACGAACCGAACGCCAAGUUGCGUUUCUACCUAACUGGUGAUAAUAACGACAAAUUCUCGCUGGACAAGGAGACAGGUGUACUGAAGACGAUUGGCCAGCUGGAUCGGGAAAUCCAAGCGAAAUACUCGCUUACGGCACAUGUACAGGAUAAAGACAAGCCAUCUUGGGAAUGUUCUUCCCAGCUAGAAAUCAUAGUCUCAGAUUUGAACGAUAACGCACCGAAAUUCACCAUGCAGACAUACAGCGCCACGCUGCCGGAAGACGAAGAGGUUGGUACCUUAGUGACCAAGGUGCACGCCACGGACGAUGACAUCGGCAUUAAUCGCAAGAUCAGAUAUGAGUUCAUCGAUUCUGCUGAUGGCCAUUUCCUUAUUGCCGCGGACAGCGGCAUCGUUACACUCGCCAAACCAUUGGAUAGGGAAACGAAGGCGAUGUACAACGUAUCCAUCCAAGCAGUGGAUCAGGGGACUCCUCAGUUGAUGAAUGUGACUUCGUUAAUAGUCAAUGUACAGGAUAUCAACGACAAUCCACCGGAAUUUACGUCAAAGGUCUAUUUCCGUAAGGUUCCCGAAAUCUAUGCGGUUGGAACAGAAGUAGCUAGGGUUCUCGCGACAUCCAAGGAUACUGGAGUCAAUGCUGAUGUGUACUACUCGAUCGUGGGCGGAAAUGAGCAUAAGAAGUUCCAGAUAGACACGACUACAGGCGUCAUUACGAUCGCAGAGCAACUGGAUUUCGAACGUGCAAGAGAUUAUUUAUUGACCAUUCAGGCUAAAGAUGGAGGCAUUCCAUCUCUAAGUAAUCAUGCCACAGUGAACAUCACCGUGAUCGAUAGUAACGACAAUACACCGAUAUUCAAUGAAGUUUCGUACAGGGCUUCUAUAAGAGAAGACGCAAAGAUUGGAGACAAAGUUAUACAGGUAUCUGCAAAUGACUUGGAUAGCGAAGAGAACGGAAAUGUGUCUUAUUAUAUCGAACGAGGUGAUAGGCAGAAGCAAUUUUUGAUCGAUCAGAAAACGGGGCAAAUUACCAUUGCCACGCCGUUGGAUCGCGAAGAAAUCGGCAAUUACGUGCUGGAGGUUCACGCCCGUGACAGUGGCACACCCAUGCUGUCCAGCUUCGUGAUGGUAAACAUCAAGGUUCUAGAUGCAAAUGACAACCCGCCGCUAUUCUCUCUCUCAAAUUAUACGGCAGUAGUACAAGAAGACAAGCCCCUGGGCCACACCGUAUUACAAUUUGUGGUCACAGAUGCAGAUAUCGAGCCGAACGCUGCACCGUACACCUUUGACUUCCGAUCUGGAAACGAGGGUGACGCAUUCAGAUUGGAACAGGACGGCACAUUGCGAACCGCGACCAAGUUCAACAACAGGGUGAAAGACAAAUACGUACUGCACAUACGCGUCUUCGAUAACGGAAGCCCACCUCUCUAUUCUGACGCAUGGGUAGUAAUCAAGGUGAUUGAGGAGUCCCAGUAUCCACCGGUAAUUACACCUUUGGAAGUGGUCGUUAAUUCCUACAAGGACGAAUAUCCUGGCGGUAUUAUCGGAAAGGUUCACGCAACAGAUCAGGAUCAAUAUGAUACUCUUUCGUACAGUUUGAUUCCAUCGUCCCCAAUUCCAAACGAUCUCUUCCAAGUUGACAAAAUCGACGGUACCUUAGUUGCCCUACCUCGGCUCGACGUUGGUGAAUAUAAGAUAAACGUUAGCGUGACAGAUGGGAAAUAUCAUUUGCAUUCCGUAGUGAAAGUAAACGUUGAUUUAAUAACCGAAGAAAUGCUAGAUAAUUCUGUGAUUGUGAGAUUCAGGGAGGUCAGUCCUGAAGACUUCAUACUAAGUCACCGUAAGGGAUUUAUUAAAACUGUUCGCAACGCAAUGAACUGUAGGAUAAAGGAUAUCAUCAUCAUCAGCGUUCAACCUUCUACCGACAACAAAAUAAAUCUAAUUAAAUCUCGCACCAUUCGCCAAAUCGUGCACAACGACCUGGACCUUUUAUUCACAGUGAAGAGAAGUUCUAUUCCGUUGGGAUCAUCGAGUUUUAAUAAUGUUACGUAUUAUACAUCUGAAAACAUACGAGAGGCGUUGAAUGAGCAUAUCGAAGAACUCGAAAAGUCGACAAAAUUGGUAGUGGAAGAAAUAGUCAGAUUCAAAUGCAACAAGGAAUACUGCGUGUAUGGGGUCUGCCAGGACAAAAUUGCUCUUGACAUUACACAAGUGACAACUGUGGCUACCGAUGUCAUGAGCUUCGUUUCUCCACGGCAUAGGCACAAGAUGGAGUGCAGCUGUAAAGAAGGUUACGCCGGAGAUUAUUGCGAGGUAGUCGUUAACGAGUGCGCGCGAGAUCCUUGCCCACUAUUCCAAAUCUGCGUAUCUGAUUCUUCGGUCCGAGGAUACUCUUGUCAGUGCCCUGUAGGCUUCGCUGGACAAACCUGCGAUAUCGACAUUUCCAAAUGCCACGAUGAGUCCUGUUACAUUCCAAGGAAUCCGAUAUCAUUUAGCGGUAAAAGCUAUGCUUGUUACAAGAUUAACAAAGCCCUCAUCAGGCAGACCAUCGAGAAUCGCCUGAGUUUAUCUUUGAGAAUUCGAACGGUGCAAUUAACUGGGAACUUGAUGUACGCAGCUGGCAAGGUCGAUUACAAUAUCCUAGAAAUUGUGAACGGAGUCGUCCAGUACAGGUUUAACCUGGGCAGUGGGGAAGGUUUGGUUCACGUAACCAGCGUGUACGCGAGUGACGGACAGUGGCACGAAAUUCAGCUGGAACGGGAAAGUAACAGCGCCAAAUUGAUCGUAGAUGGAAAAUACGAGGCUCAUGGAUCAGCACCUGGCAUAAAUGACAUUCUGAAUCUUCAAACUGACGACUUGUACCUGGGUGCCGAAGUCAAGCAACAUCCGUCGAUUUUGGGCUUCGAAGAUGUUCAACGUGGCUUCAUAGGAUGCAUGGACGACGUUCGAAUCGCUAGAGUGUCAGUACCACUGCACAUGAGUGGCGCUAGUAGCGUUGCAGUUUUAAAACGCUUCGUGAAUGUCAAAUUCAGCUGUGAUGCCGCUAGUGUUCUUGUGCCUCUGGGAGUCUGUGGUUCGCAGCCUUGUCAAAAUGGCGGCACGUGUAAGGAUGCUGGUGAUGAUAAUUACGAGUGCCAGUGUCACACGAGAUUCUCAGGCCUUACGUGUGAAGUCAAUACUGAUCCCUGUGCCUCGUCGCCCUGUCUUUACGGCGGUCGUUGCAAAGUUGUGCCAGAAGGUGGCGAUUACGUCUGCGAAUGUGUUAGACCAAGUCUGACUGGAAAACGUUGCGAAUUCGGAAGAUAUUGUAGUCCAAAUCCCUGUAUCCAUGGUGGAGUGUGCGAGGAAGGCAACAAUGGCCCGAUAUGCAAAUGCCAAGGAUUCGUGGGUGACCGUUGUGAAACGGACAUAAAUGAGUGCGAUGCCAAUCCGUGCACGAACGGAGGUACCUGUGUGAACGAGAUAGGCACCUACAGGUGUAUCUGUCCUCCCAACAUGACCGGACUAAAUUGUGGAAACCCGGCAUAUUCCACGCCAAUUAUAUCAAGCCAUUUCAAUAUAACAUGGGAGCAACUGAUGUGGAUUGGCAUUGCGGUUGUACUGAACGUAUUCCUGAUCAUCAUAUUCUUCGCUUUCCGACGUAUCAGAAUGAAACGCACAAGAGCACGAGCGAACAACAUCAACAACGAGACCAGGAAACAAAUCGUGUUAAAUUCCGCGCGACCCCAUGAACACGAGUUCAAACGUAAUUCAAAGCUGAGCAACUUGGAAGUGAUACAGAGAGAACCUCCCCAAUGCCCUCCUAGACCCGCUUCCUACACUCCUAGCUCGAACAACGAGCCAGCCACAUACGGCAACUCGGCAGCGGUGGCUCUAAAUAAUCUGGAUACGUUGCGCAGCUAUGGCAGCGCCGGCGAUGAGCUGGAGAAUUUCCCUCCAGAUUAUUUGAGAAACCUAAAUCGCAGCACACCCGUACCCCCUCCGUCCUUAACCCUCGCUAACCCAGUCGGCGGAAACGCUACAGGCAGCGACACGGAUAGCCUUCAUAAGCCAACGUGGCAAGAGCAGAUGCAACUAGCUUCCUUCAUCACGGACACGACAAAGAUAAAGAAUGACCUGAAACGAGCGAGCCCAGUGGUACCAGAGCUGACCACUGGAGGACUUCUACUAAAUUCUUCUCGACGUGUGCCUCAUGGAGGUGGGACCUCCGUUGCCUCCAUGACGUCCAUCGAGGAUGAUCCUCGUAUAGUCGGUGGGUAUCACUGGGAUUGUUCAGACUGGGUCAGGCCAAGCCAAAACCCCUUGCCUAAUAUCACGGAGGUGCCUGGAAGCGAAGUACCAGACUCGUCCAGCUUCCACAGCAAUGAGAGUAACGAAUCAAACACUCAUCAGUUACCGUCAGUGCACAGCUCUGUAGAUCCAGCGAGAGACAUCGAGACGUUGAACGAAGACCAAGAGUCAGAGUACGUCGGGGACUCGGAAUGCGGGACUGAAUUUUCUGAGCAGUAUCAGUGCACGGAAACACAGCGUUUGAAUCCCCUGGACAGCGGUGGUGAGGGAGAGUACAAGUAUAAAGGUUCCGAAAGUUAUCUCCGGCAUCCGAACUCCUAUCUGCCGCAUUACAACAUCCACACGGACACGGAGAACGAAACGAACCCCUUGAACGGUCGUCUUAGUACUUUAGAAUCCGACGAAGAGGAAGAUGACGUAGUGCCUUAUGGUUUCCCAAGCACCCGACGCAACCGAUGCCACAAGGGUGACGAAGUCGACGAGAUCGGGUCGGUAAUCACCACUCUCGAAGAACGAAAUUCAUUGUUGGGUGGUGCAACUAGCAACAGCGACUUAUCUACCAAUCUAUGCGAAAUUGACGAUUCCGAAUACGAGAUCGCCGAUCAGAAGAGCAAUGGCCGCUUGUGGUUGUCGGGGAACGGUAUCACGCAAACCUCGGUGUGACGAACAAUGGUGCCACGACUUGAGAACAGACUGAACGUGAUCGUGUUUUUCUGUGCUUCUUGAAUAAAAACAGUGCGAAUGUUAUGUGAAUAUACGAGAAAAAUAUUGUACAUACGUAUUAUCGAAUCAGAGGUAGAAGAAAAGGUAAGUGUGUACAGAGGCAGCUAUGAAUAUAAGAAACUGAUGAACACGAGCUAAUUAAAAGAACGGUAUGGGAAUUCGCAUACUGAGCCAACGGUGCGCGUCGUUCGCGCAUCGUACCUCAAAUCUCCUAUAUAGGUAGAGCUUAGGUACUUCGAUGUACUUAAUUCCGCGAUCCUCGAAACAAUUCUAUUGAACCGUAAAUAUGAAAAUGAACGUACACGUAC
This is a messenger RNA of Eufriesea mexicana, 11252 nucleotides long. It is a transcript of the gene kug, whose product is annotated as FAT atypical cadherin kugelei. The coding region runs from base 1 to 10884 and encodes 3627 amino acids. The transcript has 22 exons. Gene Ontology annotation, cellular component: plasma membrane. Gene Ontology annotation, molecular function: calcium ion binding. NCBI's taxonomy places the organism in Eukaryota, Metazoa, Arthropoda, Insecta, Hymenoptera, Apidae. Gene Ontology annotation, biological process: homophilic cell-cell adhesion. The record is from RefSeq and is a predicted model, not a curated record.